Bursaphelenchus okinawaensis is the source of this 3249-nucleotide messenger RNA. The record is from the annotation of a GenBank genome assembly. Lineage: Eukaryota; Metazoa; Nematoda; Chromadorea; Rhabditida; Aphelenchoididae.
AUGGUCAAAAGUAAGUUGUUUUUUGGGUUUCUUUGGGAUUUUAGGCUUGUAAAAGUUAGAAUAAGAUGGAUAAGAUAGCGGAAGAGCUUGUCAGUUCGAUAAAUAUUGCUUCAUGGCCGCUAUAUGAGAUUAAGUUGGAUAAUUGCUAAAAUCUUAUGUGAAAGUUAAGUUUUUGUUUUGCUUUUUAUUAUUUUAGACAAAUUUUGACCAAUUGUUUAAUUUUUAGGUAUCAAAAGUAUGAAUAAUGUAAGUUUUUAUGUGUCCAUGAAUUUUCAGAUGAUUUAUUGGCAAUUAUACGUAACAUUUAUCUUUAUUAACAUCUGAACCGGAAUAGAUAAGGCAUUUCAUCUUUAUUAAACAUGUUUAUAUUGUUUAUUAGCGUCUCGUUCCAAGAACAUACUGCGUAUGUUAUUCAGUGAUCAAUGACUUGAUUAAUUUGUCAAAUCAAGGUCUCCGACCUGCUUUAAUUGUAAAAGUAAUUAUUGUUUAAAUUUUCUAUUUUCGCGCCAUUUCGAAUUUUUUUUAAGACAGUUAUGACGACUCGUCUAUAUUUGCUUGUUUUGCUAUGUUUUGGUACAUUGGUACAUGCGGAUGGUAAGUUAGAAUACGAAUUACGCUUACAAGACUAUUUACAAUGGUUUUCAAUGUUUGAGAGCUCAAUAACUUUUUUUAAAAUUGGAGAAAGAUAAGGCUAUAUGCCUCUUAAAGUUGUAUAGUUAUGGGUAAUAUGAGGAGAACGUAUGAUAGGUAACAUAAAAAGAAUGUAUGCUUUCAGAAUCCUUCACAACAUUAAAUUCGGCAAUUUCUGCUGAAAAAUCAGAAGAAUUAUUCAAAUAUUUGUCAGAUCCUCGACUGUCAAUAUACUCAAAAUUCAAAAACAUUGAAGAUCUUGGAGUAUUAGACGAAUUAUUUGAAUUUGUUUUGACUGAACAUUCGAAAAACCAUGAAAGUGUCACAAAAGAAGACAUCGCUCAGCUCAAAUCGGAUUCUCUUGAGGUAUGAAUGCUAUUUAUUUAUUAGUAGUAGGUCAUGAAGUAUCGUCAAUUCUACUUUUAAGCCCAAGACACUGUUUUAAUUAAUUACGUCAAGGAAUAUUAACCUAGACAUUAAAAAAUAGUAAAUUUAGGCUUAUUUGAAGCUGAAUUGCGACGUCUUUUAAGCAUUUUGUAAUUUUGAUGUUGAUUUAGGAAUGGGAGAUCUACUCAAACAGCAGUUUCCAAAAUGAAGAAGCCACAAACCAGUUCAAAGACUUUAUUCAGCCAAUUGUCGAAAGAUACCUUGACUUGGAUAUUGAAAUUCCAGAAGAAUCUUUGAAAAACGACUACGGACUUGUUGCCUACUUUAACAACAAACUUUUGGUCGAUUGUAAGUCUAUGUUAUACUUGCCAUGAUUGUGAACUCGUAUUUUACAAUUCUUUUUGUUAUAAACAGGUAUAGAGUAGUAAACGUUUGGGUAAAAGUUUAAUAAGAAGAAGAAUGGUGUUUUACGAUUUAAAAUUUUAGCACUAAAACUGCCGGAAGACCAAACGAAAGCAUUGAAUGAAGUUUUGAACGACAAAACCAGAAGCAAACCAAUUUUGGUCAAGGAAUUUGCCGAAACUUACUCAGAAAGCUGGCCGAAAGUUCUGGACCUCGUUGUUGAAAAAGUUGUUAAAGAGAAAAAAGUUGACAAAGCUUUUGGUAAAGUACUCAAAAAUGUAAGUUUAUCUUUUUUGAAGCUUGUUACCUUGUUGGAAGCUUGCUAGAAGCUUGUUGUGGUACUCAUCUUUUUAAAAAUUUGACUUUAGCUUUGGAAGAACGGCAAUGGAGACGGCAACUAUUACAGACUAUAUCCAGAAUUGGCUAAAAUUUCAAAAUUCAAUAAGGAAACAAGAGCUACGUUUGAUAGUUUACAUCCAGUUACUGCUCAACAUAUUAACGGUACGUUUAUAUACAGUUUUUUAGAUAUUAUAUUACAUCACGGCCAGUGCCGAGCGGGGACUUUUGGUCUGGGGGCGGGGGUCGAAACCUGUGCCGAUUUUUUGCGAAAUUUUUUUAAAAAAAUCCACAGGGGGGGGGGACCACGUUCAACUUUUUUCAAAAAUUUUUUUCUGUGGGGUUCCCUUCCUCCCCCCCCCUCCCAGCGCCCGGCCCUGAUAACGGCUAUGUUUAGGGUUGAUAAUUUUUGGUAUUUUCAGAAAUUUUGUCAUUGGCUACGGUAAUUAACAAUGAGAUUAAACUGGACGAAGAGAUCGCUAAUCCUCUUGUUAUUGGAGGCGUCGCCAGUACGUUUACUUCCUUUUGUUACCUAAAUUUAGAAGAAACCAUACAAUUUUGCAUUGUUGUGCUCUUUUAAGGGUACAAUAAGAGCUCUUGUAUUAAUCUUAUUUGUAAAGAUGUUAUGUAUAGAAAAUUUAUUGUAUACAUCUACAGUAUAUAUAUACAAUGAUAACAUACCAGCUAGAACAUAACUUUGACUUUCUUUAGAAGUAGUAAAAUUCGCGUUAAAAUCAGCAUUCGACAAGUUGAAAGAAGCCAAGAAGGAUACAAAAGGUCUGGUUACUGUAUUGAAAGAUGACAAGGUGACAUUGUUCCACAAGUUUUACAAUGUGAGUAAGGCGUUACCAGAAGAAAACGUGCUACAAAGUGGUACCAAAGAAUUGGAACAAAGCGGAUUGGACAAGAAAGUUAUGCGGUCUUUUGAAACUGUAAGUAAAAGUUUAUACGGUGAAACGUGUUAUCUAAAUAUUUUUAAAAACAGUAUGUUAAUGAUAACAUUUUUUAUAUAUUUAGGUAACACUUAAUUUUUGUUGUUGCUACAGUUUUAUAUAGUAACUUUUGUAGUCGUUAGUAUAUACAUUUUUAGCUAGUCAAGACAUACGUGUCGCAAAAUGGAAAAGCUACGUAUUUUAGUAACCGUGGACUUACUGAAGAAGGUAAUGCUGGUUUAUUGCUUCUUUUUAUUUUAUUUUUUAAGUGUUAUAUCUAUAUCACUAAUUCGUGGCUUUCAUCUAGCUUUUGUCAUACGUUUUUACUGUUAACCAUUCUAUAUUAUACUGUUUUAAUAUAAAGAACCUUGUUUACAUCAUAAUCUACAUUUUGUUAUUCAGACGCCAACCUAUUCCUGGUCGACGUUUUGAAUAAGAUGACAACAGCACAGCUCGAGCAGCUUAAGGGAUUGGUGCCAGGAGCGAAGAAAGGUCUUGAAGGUAUGUUUUUUGCUUAAUUUUGGUCGAUAAUCUGGUUUUAGAAUUUGUGGCAGAGUUGUGA